Messenger RNA from Penicillium paradoxum, 486 nucleotides. RefSeq names its product SRPBCC family protein. Lineage: Eukaryota; Fungi; Ascomycota; Eurotiomycetes; Eurotiales; Aspergillaceae. The transcript has a single exon. Bases 1 to 486 code for a protein of 161 amino acids. The record is from RefSeq and is a predicted model, not a curated record.
AUGUCAUCCACCAACAAUAUCGCCUUCACCGCUCCGAUCAACCCACCAGGCGCGACACCCGUUCUCACGCCCGAACAAAUUUGGAACGGUCUCCUCCUCAAGAUCCGCUCUGCUGAGACAUUCGUUGCUGGAGCAAUCCAAUCUACCAAAGUCAUAAGUGACUCUGUCGAUCCAUCGACCGGGAACCCUGUCACCGUUCGCGAGGUCCUAUUCCGCGAAACCCAGAAAACAGUACGAGAAACCGUGACGGCAUUUGAGCCUUGCCGAGUGGACUUCGGGCAGGUGGAUGGGAGCAAGAUCAGUAACGUGAUCAGCCAAGGAGCUGGCGGCGAGCUCUAUAUGACAUAUAUCUUUGAGUGGCGGCACCCCGAUGCAUCAAAGGAAGAGCUGGCAGCGCUGUUCGAGAAAGAGAAGAAGAUGAGCCAGAUGGCCGUUGAGGGGACAAUCAAGGCGUUGAGAAAAUUGGUGGAGGAGAAGAAACUGUGA